This is a messenger RNA of Paramisgurnus dabryanus, 1931 nucleotides long. It is a transcript of the gene diras1a, whose product is annotated as DIRAS family, GTP-binding RAS-like 1a. Gene Ontology annotation, molecular function: GTP binding; GTPase activity. NCBI's taxonomy places the organism in Eukaryota, Metazoa, Chordata, Actinopteri, Cypriniformes, Cobitidae. Gene Ontology annotation, biological process: signal transduction. The record is from RefSeq and is a predicted model, not a curated record. Gene Ontology annotation, cellular component: membrane.
GUCACAGAGGACGUGGUAGGAUAGCUGGAGCGCGCGCGCCCGCCCGCCCGCCCGAAGAGCAAUAAACAGCAUUUCAUCGACAUCGCUCGAUAUACGCCAUGCAAAUAAUACGAGAAAAUGAAACGGGACUGGAACGUGAGACAUUUGUCGUGUAUCUGACCUCCUAAUGCUUCCUAUAAAUAUAUAAAAACCAAGGAUUGGGACGUUGCAAACACAGUCGCCAGAUCUCAGGGAAAAUUGAGUGUUAAUCGCCAGAUACCCCGACAAACCCAAGCAGAAUGCCAGAGCAGAGCAACGAUUACCGGGUGGUGGUGUUUGGAGCAGGGGGCGUGGGCAAAAGCUCCCUGGUUCUGCGCUUCGUAAAGGGCACUUUCAGGGACACCUACAUCCCGACGGUGGAGGACACCUACCGGCAGGUGAUCAGCUGCGACAAGAGCGUAUGCACUCUGGAGAUCACCGACACCACCGGCAGCCACCAGUUCCCCGCUAUGCAGCGUCUGUCCAUUUCCAAGGGUCACGCCUUCAUCCUGGUCUACUCCAUCACCAGCAGGCAGUCGUUGGAGGAGCUCAAGCCUAUCUACCAGCAGGUGCUGGCCAUCAAGGGCAACGUGGAGAACAUCCCCAUCAUGCUGGUGGGCAACAAGAGCGACGAGAGUCAGCGAGAGGUGGACACCAAGGAGGGCGAAGCUCAGGCGAACAUCUGGAAGUGCGCGUUCAUGGAAACGUCAGCCAAGACCAACACCAACGUCAAGGAGCUUUUUCAGGAGCUUCUGAACCUGGACAAGAAGCGCGACAUGAGCCUGAACAUGCGCUCCAGCAAGCAGAGACGCGCCGACAAGCUGAAGGCCAAGUGCAGCGUGAUGUAGGAGGCCGAACCCGCGUCACCCGACGUGUGACAGACUCAUCGAAUAUUUGUACAUAAGUCCCUCACCUUAACUCUUCACUCCUCUCAGUCUUAAUCAGGUAUCCUUUAGUGCGCAUCCCCUCGACCGUCUCCUUUACGUAUGUUUUGGCUCCUGUAGUGACUCUCUGUACAAGACUAUACGAGCUGACACAUGAAGCAGGGAGGAUGGAUGUCCCACGAGUAUCACACACACACUGCAUAUUAUUAACUUUUGAUUCAAUUCAAGACAGACCAAAUCAUCAAUGAGCCCAUUUUUACUCUUUAAUGGGACAGUGUCGAAAUGCAGAUGUCUUGAACUGCUCAUCCAAAGAUGGAAAAGGCUCGAACGCAGCGGCGGCACUAUCUGCUCUUCCAAAUUACAUACUAUAGCGGCACAAAAACCUAUUAUGAAUUAGAAAAUAAUUUGGGACGCAGGACAUUCUUAGUUAACCGGCUUGCCAGUGAUUAACCUGGAGUUAAGUGCAUAAUGCAUGUCUGACGAUAUAAAACUACCUUCAUAUUAAAUGUGAUUAUGAUCUUUUCAUCCAGAACAGAGCUAUAUCUUAUUAAAGCACAGUGAAUAAGUCCUAAAUGUGAUUAUUUAUAAAGGUCAUUAUUUUUUUUGUGACGGGGCGGGGCUUGGGGGAAAGGGGCCUGUGUCGCUGUUUUGUUUUACUGUUUUUCAAGUGUUGAUGGCACUGGAAAACCUUAAUAUAUGCAUUUCAUCAUCUAACCGAGAAACAUGUAUUCUGUAUGUGAAAUCUAUGUGUAUGAUCAGCACUAAUGAAAUCCCCUGUACAGACCCUGUUUUUCUGUCGGUGUCUAUAUUUCCUCUGAUGAUUUAAUGCCAUUUGCUUUAGCAAUACAUGAUAUAAAAGCACUUUUAGAGAACCUUGAGCACAUUCGAAACACAGAGCGUGAACCUUUACGACAGCACUCUGCGUUUACAACUUUACUGCAGAUAACAGUGUUUAUUCAAUAAAUAUUAUGUGAGGGACCAGAAAAAUAAAGAAGCACAAAUGUAAUGUAAAACAACGACUGGCUUGUU